Messenger RNA from Elaeis guineensis (African oil palm), 2388 nucleotides. Lineage: Eukaryota; Viridiplantae; Streptophyta; Magnoliopsida; Arecales; Arecaceae. The record is from RefSeq and is a predicted model, not a curated record.
UCACACUGGGCCUGGCCUCUCUCCCAUAUCUCUCGGUGAGACGCAGCUCGAAGGAGAGCUCUCUUCCCUUCUCUCAUGGCGUCGAAGCACGAGCGUCCGCUUGACGGAGCCGAGGAAGGACUCGCGACAAAGAGAAUCCGGCCGGAGGUGCCACCCGGUUCUCAAGAAUCCGGCGGCGGUCUUCGCGUCGAGCUUAAUCCCGCCGACUGCAACCUCGAUUUUGAUAUUGUUGGAAAUGGCCUUCAAGGACAAGCACUACAUGAAGAAGGAUUUGCUUAUUGCUGGUCUGGUGCCCGAGCAACUGUUGGGAUAACUGGAGGGAAGUAUUGUUUUGGCUGCAAAAUCAUUUCCGAGCAAGUUGUUGACAUGUCUGACACAGCCCCUGAUCAACAGCAUGUGUGCCGUGUUGGUAUUUCUAGAGGCGAUGACCCUGUUGGAAACCUGGGUGAAACUAUGCACAGUUUUGGCUUUGGUGGAACUGGCAAAUUCUCAAAUGCUGGGAAGUUCUCUGAUUAUGGCACAAAAUUUGGUGUUGGUGAUACUAUUGUUUGUGCUGUGGACCUUGAAAAUAAGCCAUUAGCUUCAAUUGGAUUUUCCAAAAAUGGGAAAUGGUUGGGUGUUGCCAGGCACUUCGAUGCAACCUCAAAGGGUCUUGGGGUGGUUGACACUCCACUGCAAGAUCUACCUUGGGAAUCUGCACUUUUUCCACACAUCCUGUUGAAAAAUGUUGUGGUUCAGCUCCAGUUUAGCAUUGAAGAUGGAUUGGCUCCAGAAGAAGGUUACAAGCCCUGGAAUUCUGCUAUUGGGGAUGGGAAUGUGAUUAUGGGUCCCACUUUUGCAAGCGAAUGCGAAGUUUUGAUGAUGAUUGGUUUGCCUGCUUCUGGGAAGACCACUUGGGCUGAAAAAUGGGUGAAGGAGCAUCCUGAGAAGCGAUAUGUUCUGCUUGGAACAAAUCUUGCUUUGGAUCAAAUGAAGGUACCUGGACUGUUGCGUAAGCAGAACUAUGGUGAGCGGUUUGAGCGCUUGAUGAACCAUGCUACGCGAAUAUUUAAUACAUUGUUAGCUAGGGCAGCCAAAACACCUCGCAAUUACAUUCUUGAUCAAACAAAUGUUUACAAGAGUGCUCGUAAUCGCAAAUUGAAGGCAUUUGUGAAUUACCGCAAGAUCGCAGUAGUCGUAUUCCCAUCACCAAAUGAUCUUAGGUUUCGGGCAGAAAAGCGGUUCAAGGAAAUGGGAAAGGAGGUACCUGCUGAAGCUGUAAAUGAGAUGAUAGCCAACUAUGUCUUGCCGAUGACAAAGAAUAUGCAUGGUUCAAAUGAACUUUUUGAUGAGGUUAUUUUCACAGAAUUAGGAAGAGGAGAGGGACAAAGACAUUUGGAUGAAAUGAAGCGCUCUCUACAAUCUCCUUAUUUAAAUAAAAAUAGAGAUUCUUCACCUUAUUCUUGUGAAAGCUCCAUCCAGUCAUUUUCUACCCGUUAUGCUUUGGACAAAGGAGCUGCUACAGCUACUGGGGGUCACUGGUCAACUUCCCAAUCAACAGUUUUGCUUCCGGGUCCUGAUAGCCUCAAUACACGACAAUUUAACGCAUCAUCUGCUGGGCUUGGUUCUUCUGGAGGCUACCGUCCAAGGGGAGACAAUAGCAAUCUUCCUAUGCCAAAGGAUAGUCCAUAUGAGAACUUUUCAAACCAUGGUAAGACUUUAUUUCAUGGGGAUGUCUCUAAUCCAUAUGGGAGAUAUGUGGCAUCAAGUCCCUACAACAGAAAUACUUAUGAAGGGACUUCUCUUCCAAUGGGUGACAUGAGCCCCUGUCCAGCACACAGUGCAAUAGAUGCCUUUGGAAGACCUGACUUUGGGGGUCCCAGUUCUUUUCAAAAUCUUAAUUACAGAUAUCCAUCAACUUCACCCUUAUAUAGAAGUGCUGGUGCACAACUUUGCGAUCCUAGAGUUCCUCAUGCUGAACACCAAGCUCUAAGAGAACCUUCAUAUGGGUGGCAUCCUCCUGUUCAAAACACUUAUGGUGAGAAAGGCCAAAGCUCAACUCACACAACUCCACGUCCGAGGCCUCCAUAUGGGAUCCCUCCGAAUCCUGUCAAUCCACGGUGGCCGGGCUUGUGAUCCCGCUGACCCCAGUCUUUACUUGUGUGAAAAGGGAAUGUAACUGCCCAUAUGACUCUCCAAAAUCUUUUUUUUUUCUCGUGUAUCUUAUACGAGUUAACUUUAACCAAGCGAUCUUUGUAUGUUUGCCUUGUUUUGGCUGUUUAUACAACUCUGCAGUGGUCAGGUCGCCUGUUUCAUGUCUGCUCACAAAGACAGGUCGGGUUCUUGGCAAUGUCAAGCUAUCAUGGUCAUGGUUUGUGAAUGAUUUUGCGCUGGAUGAGGCAUUUUAGU